Nerophis lumbriciformis (worm pipefish) is the source of this 2401-nucleotide messenger RNA. RefSeq names its product cyclic AMP-responsive element-binding protein 1-like. Gene Ontology annotation, biological process: regulation of transcription by RNA polymerase II. NCBI's taxonomy places the organism in Eukaryota, Metazoa, Chordata, Actinopteri, Syngnathiformes, Syngnathidae. Gene Ontology annotation, molecular function: protein binding; cAMP response element binding; DNA-binding transcription factor activity, RNA polymerase II-specific. Gene Ontology annotation, cellular component: ATF4-CREB1 transcription factor complex; nucleus. The record is from RefSeq and is a predicted model, not a curated record.
GCCGAGGCUCGGCUGUCGUCGUCCUCCUCUCCGUGUUGUUGUUCUCGGUGACGCGACGGAGGUGUAGCCUGACGCGGUCUCUUACGUGUCGGUCUGAAUAAAAGUGGAGCUCCGUAGACCCGGGAGUGACGAAGCGAGUCUGUGUUGAAUUUAAAUGACAAUGGAAGCUUGUGCUGAUACACAGCAAAGUGGUGAAACUGGUGUGAAGCAGGAGUCGGAGAUUACCUUGGCCCAGGCCACCAUAGCAGCAGGUCAAGUGUCAUCCAGCGGUCCCACAGUAGCCCUGGUCCAGCUGCCCAACGGCCAGACGGUUCAAGUGCACGGAGUGAUCCAAGCAGCCCAACCCUCGGUCAUCCAACCGCCUCAGGUCCAAGCCGUUCAGAUCUCGACAGUCGGUGAGAGCGAGGACUCCCAGGAGUCUGUCGACAGCGUCACAGAUUGUCAGAAGAGGAGAGAGAUCCUGUCCAGGCGACCAUCAUACAGGAAAAUCCUAAACGACUUAUCAUCUGACGCUCCAGCCGUUCCGUGUAUUGAGGAAGAAAAAUCCGAAGACGACACAGCCCCGGCCAUCACCACAGUUACCAUGCCUACGCCAAUCUACCAGACCAGCACCGGCCAGUACAUCGCCAUCACCCAAGGAGGUGCGAUUCAGUUGGCCAAUAACGGCACAGAUGGCAUUCAGGGCCUGCAAACGCUCACCAUGGCCAACGCUGGCGGGGCGCAACCUGGCGCCACCAUUCUGCAGUACGCCCAGACCAGUGAUGGCCAGCAGAUCUUGUUACCUAGCAACCAGGUGGUUGUACAAGCGGCCUCUGGAGAUGUCCAGGCCUAUCAGAUCCGCACAACGCCGACCAGCGCCAUCACCUCAGGGGUUGUCAUGGCGACCUCGCCUGCAUUGGGCACCGGGACGGGCACCGAGGAAGUCACGCGUAAAAGGGAAGUGCGCCUCAUGAAAAACAGAGAGGCUGCCCGUGAGUGUCGCAGGAAGAAGAAGGAGUAUGUGAAGUGUUUGGAGAACCGAGUGGCUGUGCUGGAGAACCAGAACAAAACCCUCAUUGAGGAACUUAAAGCCCUAAAAGACUUGUACUGCCACAAAUCUGAGUAAAGCACUCGUCGCCCAACAGCCCCCAUGUACAGAGACUCCGCAAAGAGCCAUGCACAUGGAUGCUGGUCUCCCUUUUUCUACUUGUUUUGCUUUCUGUUUUUAAAAAAAACUGAAAGUAAUCAUGUGACCCAUUAGGAAAAAAAAACCAACCUCCCGCUCUUAAGUUAGCAUUCUGUUCCCGUGGCAACUUUAGGGAUUUGUCCUCUAAGGAGCACGUAUCAACACACAUGAUCCAUGUGGUGGCGUGGCCAAAGGGAAGCAUCCUGUCACCGAUUCUGGUUUGAACUUGGAGCUGUGGAUGAAGAUGUCACGGAGCUAACGAGUAAACGGUUACCACCCAACCAAAACCCCCGCCGUCGAGGCGCACGGCACACUUGGAGAUUUCACGUCAUCCAAACUUGGCUUUAACACGAGCUGCGUCACAGGGUGUCGACAAUGCAUUCUGGAACUUUUUAUCUUUAAACUGUGUUUGUGUUCCUCAAAUGCCAUUUCACCUGUUCACUAUCUUUUGCAACAACAAAAUUAUUAACCUUUUAAAUUUGGGUUGCCAUGUUUAACGCAACAGAAAAACACGAGCUAUCUUUUUUAACUGGCGCGGCGUCUCCAACCUUAUUACUGCAGGGCCAUUAUUUUUUGUUUUGUUUUUCUAGUUAUCACCAAUUUAAAAAAAAAAUAAAAAAUUCAGAAAAACCGGAACUGCACACACAUUCGCAAUAAACAAGGUCCUGUCUUGGCCCUAGGAGUGAAGAGAUGGGAAAUAACAUGAGGAAAAUGAACAGCCACAAAGUGGUUAGCGUGUGUGAGAUCCAAGUAUAUUGUGAGGAAUAAAAACUUUUUGUAUGGUGGCUUUUAAUCCAAUCCGUCACUGCUGAUGCCAUUAUUUUUACAAAUAAAAACCAAAAAUAAUGAGCCCUGCUUACAACUUGUUAUGCAAUAGAAGAAAUACACGCUGACAGACCGCCUGUUGUGACGUAUUUCAACUUUUAAGACUUUUUCGCAAAGUUUGUAACGUUCUAAUAAGAUGAGGUGAUUGUGCACUUUUCCUUGCUGAAACAAUCCAGAUACAUUUCACGUUAUUUACGAGCUAAGUCUCAGGCAGCAGCUGAUUAUUACAUGUUUUUGGGAAUGCUUCUGCUUUUUCACAAUUGUGGCAUUUUUGCAAAAAGGAUUGUAAAAGUGCAGCCAAAGCAAGGAGACUUGAUGGGAUGCCAUAUUGUAUUUUUAGGUAUUGUGUAAAGUCAUUAUUUUUAUGUUAUGUGGGCUUUUUAUUCAUUUCCAGUGAGAAAAUGUAUGUCA